Drosophila mojavensis is the source of this 3802-nucleotide messenger RNA. RefSeq names its product neurotrophin 1 (gene NT1). Gene Ontology annotation, biological process: central nervous system formation; regulation of Toll signaling pathway; innate immune response. NCBI's taxonomy places the organism in Eukaryota, Metazoa, Arthropoda, Insecta, Diptera, Drosophilidae. Gene Ontology annotation, cellular component: extracellular region. Gene Ontology annotation, molecular function: growth factor activity; Toll binding. The record is from RefSeq and is a predicted model, not a curated record.
GGCGAGUGUUGAAAGCGUUAAGACGUGUGUAAGCGGCAGCAGUGAACAGUUACUUAGAGACUUGAAGAGAAAAAAGCGUACACACACACUCACACACACAGACACAGUCUGUUUGCUCUACUACUCUCCUGCUCUCGAUCUGGGCGGAGAAGCGCUGCGGCCGCAGCUUUAGGCGCGUGUGAAAUCUGUGAAAAUUUGCCUACAAGAAGUGAAGAAGUAAAGAAGGAAAAAAGUGAAAAUUGGUGAAGAAGACGUUUUAGCUGCAAUUCUCAGCAAUUAAACGAGGCCGAAGCGGAAAAUGAAAGCGGGCCGCGCAUUCGGCUGCCUCUUCUGGGCGUUGCUCUAUUGUGUGCUAUACCUGGAUCUGGUCAACGCCAGCGAGGAGGAGCUGCUGGAUUUCGAUUUUGCCGAUGCCAAGGAAUUGGAUGCCGCCGCAGCCAGCAACGAUGACUGGCAGCUGGCCGACGAGCAGCUGGCGGCGCAACAGGCCGAAAAGAAGCUGGAGGACAACAUGCUGGACUUUAGCGUGGACCUGGAUGAACCGGAGCCGGAGAAACAGCUGCCGCAAUUCGAUUGGCGUGAACGAGUGCUGCGCACGGCAUUGUCCAAGGCUCUGACGGAUCGCGCGCUGCGCCAGAAGUUCGCUGAAGUGAUGCCCAUACUGCGUGUCCUAUCCUCGCAGCAGCGUUUGGCGCUCUCGGCUCUGAUCUCGGCUCAGAUGAAUGCCAAACAGGGUCACGAGCUGCGGCUUGAGCAGGUUCGCAUGAUGUUUGGCGACGAUAAGAAGCUGCUGCUGCCCAUUGUCUACGAUCUGGCGAAUCUGGUGAAGAGCUCGGCGCGCAAGUAUAUACAGCUCAGCGACGACUUGGCAGCAAUUGCGCUGCGACAGACGCCGCUGAGAAGGCGCAAAGAUCUGCUGACUGUGGAGGAGUCGGAGCAGGAUGACAGCGUGGGCACCAUUGAUGUGAGCGGGCAGCCGGCGGCGGAUCAGGAGCAGGCGGCCAGCUCACUGGAGGACUUUUUCGAGGAGAUGCAAUCGGUGGUGCUCGAUCCGCAGAUGAUCAAUGAGGCGCUCACUGCCCCACAGCCGCUGCCAGCGCCCAAGGCGAACGCCACUCGCGGCAGGCGGGUGCGCCGCGCAGCCAACGAAUUUGUGCACAAGCUGACGCGCUCUGUGCCCGUCUCGGUGAGCGAGCAGCAGCUGCUGGGCGGUGCAGCGGGCCGGACUAUCAAGCUGAACACCACCGCCUUUCAGCUGCCCAGCGGUGCAGGCACAACCACAGCAGCUGCAACUGCAGCCACUGCCGCAGCCACAGCCACAGCCUCCACAUUGCCGCCCACGCCCACGCAGUCGUAUGAGGAAAUCGAAGAUCUCGCCUUUGCCGGCCUCAACGGCACCCAGCUGCCGAUCUCUGCGGACGAGCGGCUCUAUGAGGUCAGCAAUGGCAACAGCAGCAGCAGCAGCAGCAGCGCCGAGGAGCCGCUGCCCAGUCCCGAGGAGCUGAUUGCGGGCCCACGCUAUCGCAGCCACAAGCGACCGCCGGCCAGCCACAAGAUGCCGCCCAUCAAGCGGAAGCGCGUGCAGAACUCCCCCUACAGUCGCAGCCGGCCGAAGACGUCGGCCAGCGCCCACAGCCCCGUCGUGGUGGGGCACAAGAAGUGCGAGCGGUUCACCAACAACAUGUGCAUACGUACCGACGACUAUCCGCUCGAACAGAUCAUGGGCAGCAUCAGGCGGCACAAGAAUGCGAUGAGCGCUCUGCUGGCCGAGUUCUACGAUAAGCCCAACAACAAUCUCGAGUUCGGUGACGAGUUCGACGAUUAUAUUGUCAAUAAAAAGCGGCGUGAGGACGAGGGCACCGCCGGCAGCAUGUGCCAGAGCAUCGUCCGCUACGCCCGGCCCCAGAAGGCCAAGGCAGCGUCGGGCGAGUGGAAGUUCAUCGUCAACACGGGACAGCACACGCAGACGCUGCGCCUGGAGAAGUGCAGCAAUCCUGGCGAAAGCUGCUCGUAUCUGGCGCAGACGUAUCGCUCGCACUGCUCGCAGGUGUACAACUACCAUCGGCUGCUGAGCUGGGACAAGGUGCGCGGGCUGCAUGUGGACAUCUUCAAGGUGCCCACCUGCUGCUCGUGCCAGGUGGACGGCUAUCGGCAGCAGUUUCCGCCGCUGUCCUCCAUCCAGGCCAAGGAGUACUCGCCCGGCGGCUACAAGCUGGACAAUGGCAACAGCAACGGCUACAGCACCAUCAACGAGGAGGACCUGGACUACAACGAUGAGAGCGACGAGGACGACUUGGGUCUGAGCUAUGCGCCGAACAAUGAGCUCAGCUAUCUGGGCAGCAAGAAGGUGCGCGCCAAGCUGCCAGCGCCAUCUAGCGUUGGCCCCUAUCUGAGUCCGCCGGACGACGAGGAUCCCUUUGCCACUGGCGGCUACAAGGGCCACAAGAGCAGCAGUUCCAUUGGCAGCUCGAGCUCGAAAAAGUAUUAUAGCCAGCUGAGCCGCCGGCGGCCGCAGCAUACGGAGGCGCGCGUCGACAUCGACAUGGAUCUAUCGCCCAGCGAGACGCAGGCCGAUCAAGAGGUAAACGUAUUGGCUGGGGAGCAGCCGCACGUGCCCAUCAAGCGCAAGCGUAUUUAUACAACCACUACUACCACCCACGCAGCCACAACUGGGGGACAUCAAGGAGCAUCAACUCGAGUACGGAUACCCGUACACCUAUCCAGCAAACCAUCGAGCACAGCCGCCACCAGCAGUCUACCAGCCCGAACUGGAACCGCAGCUGCGGCCGGAAUCGGAGUCGGAGCCGGAGCCGGUGUCGGUGUCGGUACUGCCACCCAUGCCCACCAAGCGACUGCUGCAUCCGGCUCAAUUGCAUCAUCUAACCCUGCCCUCGGCCAGGGCCAGAGCCAGGGACAGGGAUCGGGACAGCGCUUCCAAAAGUCGCGACCACGUUUCUAUGCACCACAGCCUACGACGACCUCUGUCGCAGUUGCUCCCAGCAACGCGAUCCCAGUCAGCCCAGAGGCGUCACUACCAACCACCUACGUUCAGCAGAGGAAGCAUCAGCAGCAGCAGCAGCAAUCGACGGCAUUUCCACAGCCGCCGCUUGUGAACUCCAUAUUCGACAACAACAGCAGCAGCAACAACAACAACAACAACAAUAACAAUGGCACUCGCCGCAUCAAUUAUAGCUAUCAUCCCAUCAUCGACUUCUUCGAGAAGAACAGGCGCACAGAUGGGGCAGCUGUGGGCUCGCUCGAUGAUCAGGAGCCCGACUACGCUGUGGAGGAGUCGCGGCUGGUGGAGCAACGUUAUCCAUCUAGAGUAAAGGCAAUUGCGGCCACGCUGCCGACUGCUGUUAAUCUGGGCGUGGGCAUGGGCGUGGCCUAUCAACAUGUGGUGCCCACAUCGCACGAGCGUAGAAUGGGCUUUGGUGCCGGUGGUGCGGUUGGCGGUGCUGUUGGUGGUGCUGGACGCUAUGGCUAUGCCAACGACAAUGCCUGGCAGCCGCUGGUUGUGGAUCAUUAAACUUAAGACGCAUGCAACUCCCCUAGCUUAAACCUCUAUACUCCCAUGGCUAACAUAGAUAGCUUGUUGUAUUAAUCGCAUCGAAUCGAGACUCAUCUGGCUUAGCUUGUAGUUGUGCCUCCUAUACUUGCCUAGUUACUGCAACUGAAUGACGUAAUUGCCUAAUCUUACCUAACUCUAUGUCUAACAGCAUCCAUCCAAUUAUUUAAUUAAUUAUUCAAUAAUUAUUUAUUUAUUUAUUUCGUAGCAAGUAGCGAUGUUUUCGAAAACAAA